CAGUAAAUCGUGUCAUUUUCUAAGCUGUGAUUCAGAUGUGCUUAUUAUACACAGCAUAGAUAAACACUGUGAUCCCGUUAACACGCUUAAACAGAGGGUGCACAUUUAUAUGCAUUAUUGUUCUCUCACUUCACUUUUCCUUUAAAGGUCUUGUUCUGGUUUUGCUCGUACAUCCAGCCCCUCUGUGUGGCGACGUGACCGUGCGCACGCGCUGCUGUCUCCGAGGAGGUGUGCAGGGAAAAUGAAGCUCUUCCGCAGUGUAACUCUGUGCGCAGAUCUGCGUGUCUGUGCGUCCUGCGUCCUGCUGAUCAGACCGUGCGCACGUUUUUCUGAUUGAAGACUUUCUUCUUUUGCAAGAGCAAACGAUUAAGUGUUGGGAGAAAAAAAGGGGGCGCAGAAAUCCGCAGUGGCAACGGGAUGUAAAACACGCUCUGAAUUGGCACACGCGCAGACGGACGCGCACGCACACACGCACACACGCACGCAGGCUCUCGGUGUUACCUGAGCCGGUCGGCUUCAUUGCCUCAUCACUGCUGACCGGACAGGUUUUAAACCUCAGGACUAAAUUCGGUCUUUUUUUUUAUGGAAAACGAAGCGACAGGAGAAGUCGCGGUCAUGCUGCCUCCGAAAAAUUGCCUCCCGAGAAAUUACAGUUGCAUCGCGGGCUUGUUUGGGAGCCUGACCGCAAACCAGAAGAUGGACGACGGCGAGAAAACUGAAGGCGAGGAGGAAGAGGAGGAGGAGGAGGACGUGACCGGUGAAUGCGAGCCGUUAGAAAUGCGCGUUGUAGACGAGAGGCCGAGGGGACGGGAAUCUCUACCGAAGCCACCGCCGAGUCCCGGCCUGCGCCGCCGGUGCAAAUCCUUACCGAGCUCCGCCGAGAGAGCCAAACUGGAAGUGGCGCGGAUCUGUAGCCCGUCCAGCCAGAAGAAAGUGCGCUUCGCCGACUCGCUCGGUCUGGAGCUCAUCACCGUGCGCCACUUCGACGACACCGACGUGCCUGAAACACCAGACCGUGUCAUGGACAAGUUCAAAAAGGCAAGAGCUCUCCACCUGAACAAUUUCGAGCAGUCAAACGGCUUGACGCAGUCCACCUUCGUGGAGACUCUGUUCACGACUCCGGGCUCGCAACCUGACUUCGAGGAGCGUCUCCAAAGCUCCAAGGUGCUGCUGGAAUCCGUGGAGACCGACGAGUUCAGCGUCUCGGGUGUCGUGCGUGUCCUGAACUUGGCGUUUGAGAAGUGCGUGACACUGAGAUACUCGCUCAACAACUGGUUAACCUUCAUGGACGUUCCGGCCUCCUACGUGCCGCAGUCGUGCGACGGUGUCAGCGACAAGUUCCACUUCAAGAUCGUCACGCCGGCGUUCUUCGAGGGAAGCGGCAGCCUCCAGUUCGCCGUCCGCUACUGCGUCGGGACGGAGCAGUUCUGGGACAACAACGACGGCAAAAACUACAAAGUGCGACGCCACAGAUUCAAAAUCUCGCCUCCGCGCGAAUGGGAUAACGGCUGGAUCCACUUCAUCUAGAUCUACUGUGUGUGAUUAGAGGAGAAUGAUCAUUAGUGCCUGCGUUGUGUCUGUGGAGCCUGCACUGAAUCCCACAGGGCUCCACAUAUAGUGUACCAUAGGCUACUAUACAGUGUGUGUAACUGAUGUAUUCUAAAUAGGGAUGCACUUUUUUCUGUUUCAUAUCAAGGCUAAGAGUAUCAUCUGAUACUGAUCUGAUUAAAUCAGCCCACAAUAUUGAACCCCCUUGGGCUGAGUCCAGAAUGGCUCAUACCGGUCAGAUAGGGCGCUAGGUAGGGUGAAGAGAUCACAGGAUUAUUAUGCACCUGCGGACGAGUGCAAAAGUUUGCAUGGCUUAUUGUUUUCUAUUCUCAAAAAUUCCCAGUCCGUAUAGAUUUCUUUUUUUACGAGUCUGAGACUAAAGCCGGCUGUUCACUGUGCGUCGUUUAAGAUUAUUACUUCAUCGUGAUUCCUGAAAAAUAUUGACAUAAUUCUAUAACAUUUCAAGAUUAUUAUUAUUAAUUAUUAUUAUGCUCUGAGUGGAAAAGUAUAUUUUUUUUUAAUCUGUUUGCACAUUUUGUUUAUAUUUUCUCAUCACCACUAGCGUAUCUAUAUCUGUCCCAUGAGUCUUGCAUCAUCUGAUACCGUCUUCCUACUGGUGGCUUUCAGACGAGCAUCAUAGCAGCAGCGCUCACGCUCUUUACUGUCGGUCAUCUUUGGUCUCAGUGCUACAAAAUCCACCAAUAGAUAAUGUGAGCACGUCAUGUUUUGAUUUCUUAGACGAUCGAUCAUUCCUAAUGCACCGUUAUCUUAAUAGCGAUUCCUACAUUUCAAUUAGCCUGUACUAAUUAAUUAAGGCCAUUUAAUUUAAAGCGUCUAACACGAUUUUCCAUCUUGUUUAAGGCAGAAAAUGUUAAAAUGGUAUUUAUGUCCUAAGCAACGUUGUUGUGAGUCAGUGGGAAUGAGGAAAGCGGUAGAAGGUGAACAAAAAAAAUAAUCUAAACAGCUGGAGAUGUGAAAGCCUUUGAGGCAAAUGCAAGUCAGCGCAUAAAUGUUCAAACCUAAACUCCUUGAAUUCUUUGGCUAUCUUACACUGUAUAAACCGGACAUCAGUUAAAUGCCUUAUUGUUUUCAUCAUCCUCGAGCAGGGGUAUGCAAACUUUUGCACAUAAAUGUAUAUUAAGUCAAAAACUCAGCCAAGGUAUUUGAUGUAUCUUUUAGACUGCUGUUCUAUUCUACAGAGCGACUUCUCUGCUGAAUAACUUCCGUUUUAAAUGAAAAGCACCGUUGUUGUGAAAGUUGAUGUGGCUUCGAGGCGUUGUGACACAUCUUGUCCACAUACACUUGUGUGUACGUUCGCUCUCUUCCUCGAUACGGAGCCGGAAAUAGAAUGUAGAGCCUUUGUACUUUACGCAUAAUACUGUAUGUGUUUGGGCAGAAUAUAUGUCACUGCUUGUAAUAUAGCUGAGGAUACUCGCACACCGAUUCAUUUAGAGAGGGCUGAGAAGAAAACGACAGAGCAGAACUUGACAAGCUGGAGAUCCGCUCCAACAAACCAGACACCGUGUUUAAUAAUAACGAGUCAAAGGGGCAACAGAAUGAACGAAGUCGUGUACAAAAGGGAAGACGUGUCAUGGAGAUCACGUGACCAGACCUUUAACGUUCCGACUUUAAAAAAAAACGACCCCGAUAAAGUUCAAUGCUCAACAACCUGUCCUGAAGUUUCCAUCUCAUCACGAGGAGAGGCGAGGCGAGGCGAGCUAAUGGACUAUUGAUGUUGGCAGCAUGGAGGGAGGGAUAUGAGGCAAAGAAGAGAAGUCUUCGAGAAACGAUGAAAAGAACUCGUGUCUUCAUGAUACUGAGUUAGGUGACUAAAAAAAGUCUUUUUGGGGAACACUAAAUUUAUCCAACCACAAAAAAAACAGGUAAAAAUGUAAAAUAUUUCAUUUAAAAGACAUGAGAUGGGAAUGAAAUCACAGAGUAGCACAUGGAGGUUAAACGUAAUCCCGUCCAAAUAGGGCUCAGGAAUCCAUAUGCACCAAAUUUGUCUGCUUUUUAUUUGCUUAUUUGUUUUUGUUUUUUUUUCUAUUUUCUUUCUUCCUUUCUAUUUGUUACCCAGUGCUAAUUCGGAUCCAGACUGAAUUCGACUUAGAAUUUGGAUUAGCACUGGGUAACAAACAGGGCUCAGGAAACCUCAUGCACCAAAUUUGUCUGCUUUUUAUCUGUUUUCUUUUGUUUUCUUUGCCUUCUAUGUUGGAUUUCGUGCAAAGUUUUGCUCUCAAACAGAACCAUGAUGUAGAUGUAGAAAUGUAAGAAAAACUUUACACACUAGGAUUAAUACAACAUCCUGUAACCCAGGGAGACAUUUAUAUAUUCAGGAUUUCCCCAGGAACCGUAAAGGAAAGCCUCGUGCUGAGAUGCUCUCUUCAUAACGUGACGGGUUUCCUCACUUUUCUCGGAUUCCACUUAAAACGUGGAUUUCAUACUAAACACAUUUAUACAGUGAGAUCCUUUCACAACAGCAGAUUUAUUUUUAUGCAAUAGAACCAAAACGAAAUGUGUUUAUCGAGUUUGUUAUAUCAUUAUAUACAUAUAUAAUCAUUCCUGUUCUGGGUGUGUUUGCUUACAGCAUGUCGCAAGUUCGUUUUUUUAUUUGUUUUGUUUGUUUUGUAAAAAAAAAAUUGUAGUUUGUAACCGUGGAUGUUAAAAUUGUAGGAAAUGUAGCAUUUUUUGCAGAUAUGACUUUAAUCUGGUCUGGUCAUGCUCCAUUCUGUUUAUUUAGAAGACAGAGUAUAAAGAAGAUUGGAGAUCUGAUUAGAUUAGAUUGGACCUGAUGAUGUUCUAGCUCGAUGAAUGACAUUGCUGGACCACUCGGGUUCUUUAAAAUCAGUUUCUUUUCUAGAACUUACUCAGUCUGGCACAUUAGUGGAAAGAAAAGCUUCAUAUAUCACCAGAUGAUGUUUGGAUAAAGAUUUAAUACGUGAUUGUGAAAGUGGAUGGCAGACAGUCGCAGGAUGUUUUUGUUUUCCAUUAUUUAAUAAUUCACGAUGAGCUCAAGUUUAAUGCUGCUGAGCGAGAAACCCAAAAAGAAACGAGGAUGAGGAAGAUUGAAGGUACAAGAAAAAAAAUGAACUGGUACAAAUUCGUCACAAUUCACGAGACACGAUUCGGCCCGGAUUUGCGGUUAAGGUCUCGGUUAGAACGAUCCGAACGUUUUGGUGUGAAAUCAAACAACAUCCAACCAUCACCGUGCGAUAAUUUUGUGCCUACUGGAAUUGGAUUCUGAUUUAUGUGUAGAAUUAUUUAAUUAGAACUGAAUCUGGAAGGUUUGCGUAAGACAAAAUUAAAAUCUAGUUAUCGAAACUAGCAAGUACAAAAUUUAUUUUAAUUGUGUUUUAAAGCACAGAACCUUAAAAAUUCAAUUCACUUCGGCUCAAAUGAAUCGAAGAUUUCAGUAGACGUGUUUAUUAGCAACAUUUCUAGCCGUAAAAUAGCCGAUUUUUGGACGACGAUUAAAAUCAGCUUAAUUUUAUCUUCAAAACGUUCAAAAUGAUGCUUUAAAAAACAAAUCGAAAAAAAAAACAAUGAAAAUCCUCUGAAUUAAGCAAACCGUUUUUUUGACGAUACUUAAAGCUUAUAUUAUUUAAAGAAUGGUUUCCUGUGGAACGCUUUCUGACAGAGAAACUUCAUUGAAACUUCAUACAGUUCUACGCAGAACCUUUAAAUGUUCCUCCAGACGAACUAAAGAAUUCAAACUUUUACCGAGUCUACGAGCACAAAUUCGUAAAUUGGGUCCAAAUUUUUUUUAGCAAAUUUCUUCAGAAGUUAAAAUCUCAGUCGUGUUUUAUUGAGAACGUCUUUGAUUUUAAGAACGUCCACGAAAACGCUAAAACGGGUCGAAUUUAUUCUGUAUUCUUGGUCAUCAUAUUUAUGCACAGUGUGUGUGUGUUACCCAUAAUGCACUUUGAACUGGUAUAGUAGUGUAUGUCAGCUUUAUACCUGACACAAAAUGAUCAUAUUAUUUAUUUAUUUAUUUAUUAGAUUUUGUUUCUGCUUACUUUAGAUUUGCAUACUCAGUUGAGUAUUUUUAAUUUUUUUUAUUUUUUAGCUUGUUUAGUUUCAAAGUUGUGAAAUGACUUGGACCGCCAGUUGCACAAGUCAAAUUUAUUUAUACGGCGCUAUAUUUGUGGCACAUUUAUUAAAAAAUUGGCAUUUUCUCAACGCCGAACUUUACCCGGACGCCAUAUUUUCAGCAAUACACACCCACGCGCACAAAAGUGCAAUAAACCCUCAGUGCAUUAAAUGCGACUUUACUCCGUGAUGCUAUUUGUGCUGGUGAUAACGGAAUAAAAAGCUUCAGUGAGGUUAAAGGAGUUCACGUCAUGCUGCAAACGUGUGAGCGUAAGUUUAACCUUCUGAAAUGUCGUGACACGCCGCAGGGAAUUGCUUCUAGAUUUUGGUUGGUUAUUUGUAAUAGAGAGAUAUCGAUUGUAAAACUGGAUCGGGCUUGAUACGAGACGUGUGUAUAGACGUGUGUAUAGACGUGUGUCUUCUUGCUUAUGUGUUGUUGUUAAGCUACUGAGGUUCUCCUUUACCGAACGUUUCCCUUCCAUAAUGUGUGUCUUCCUGUUUUCCUGGAUAAAUUAUUUUCCUGAAAAGGCUAUAAAAUGAACAGAGACUUUAGUUACUUGGUGUUUCAAGAGUGUAUCGCUCUGUAAUAUACACUGUUUAACAGAUAUCUUGUGUGCAAUGUUAACUCCUGGAAAAUACACAACUGGUCAAAAGAUUGGACAAAUUAGAUAUUUCUAGAUAUAUUAGAUAUACAAAAAAAAAAUCUAUGGUUGAACGUUGUUUCUAAGACGACUGUAAAUAUUGAAGAAACCGAAGUGUAUAACAUUGUGGAGAGUUAAUUAUGUACAAAUAUCAAAUUGUAUUUUUUUAAAAGUAGAUUUUAUUUAAAACUAAGGAGACGUUCCUUCAUGUAGCAGGUUCAGGAGAUCGAGAUCGAGAGGCAGCAAAGCUUCUACAGUUAGGAAAUUAAGUUUGGUUUGGUUAAGGUUUGGUAGAAAAUGAUUUCUGGGCAUUUAUUGUGAUUUGUAUUCAUUUGAAUCAGAUUGUUCAGUGUUAGAGAUGGAAAAAUACCAAUUUUGUCAUUUUGAGAAUACUGAUUAAAAAUGUUUUACUAAAAAUCAUUUGACUCAUUUUAAAACUGAAAACGCUUAAAAAGAAUACAAGAAAAGUUUUGCUUUUCUAAAACUAAACUAAACCGAACUAAAAUUUGGAAAAGAUUUUAAUCUAUAAACAUUUGUGUCAUCUCUAGAAAAUAAUUUCAUUUAGAAAUUUAAAAACAAAUUCAGAAUUCCAGCGAACGAAUUACGAUUUUGUUUUUAUUCCUGAUCCACGAUCCAGCUCACGAACUCUCCUUCCAGGUAUUAAAGAUGUUUGCCGGGAAGUCGGACACUACGACGUUAAGACUGUAUGUGAGGUCAAAAUCGCAGUUAUUAAUAAAUUAAGCUACAAUUUUAUGUUCCCCACUUGAUCACAUGUCAUGGUUUUACUGUGUUAAUGAUAAAUCUUACACUAAAGAGGAAAAUAAAAAUGAUAUAAUGAA
This is a messenger RNA of Tachysurus fulvidraco (yellow catfish), 7117 nucleotides long. Its product is annotated as protein phosphatase 1 regulatory subunit 3E. Bases 583 to 1527 code for a protein of 314 amino acids. The transcript has 2 exons. Gene Ontology annotation, biological process: regulation of glycogen biosynthetic process. Gene Ontology annotation, molecular function: glycogen binding; protein phosphatase 1 binding. Gene Ontology annotation, cellular component: protein phosphatase type 1 complex. The record is from RefSeq and is a predicted model, not a curated record. NCBI's taxonomy places the organism in Eukaryota, Metazoa, Chordata, Actinopteri, Siluriformes, Bagridae.